Messenger RNA from Trematomus bernacchii (emerald rockcod), 1006 nucleotides. RefSeq names its product nicolin 1 (gene nicn1). NCBI's taxonomy places the organism in Eukaryota, Metazoa, Chordata, Actinopteri, Perciformes, Nototheniidae. Gene Ontology annotation, cellular component: nucleoplasm. The record is from RefSeq and is a predicted model, not a curated record.
CUCUUCAGCAUGUCAACAACAGAAGCUCCUUCAGCGUUUUAAUCUAAAUCACUUCUUCGUGUUUUCAACAGCGCUUCUCUCUCUGCUCCUCCUCUCUGACACAGAAGAUGAGCAGCAGCAGCAGUGAUGUCCUCCUGCCGGUGGACAGCAGCAUCAAACCCCCGGUGUUCCUGCACCUCGGAGACACAGAGCCUCUCUCUGGGGUCUGCGUGCUGGACAUCACUCUGCCCUUUGGGAAGACCGUCAACGUGGAGGAGAUCAGCUUUAAGAACCACUACACGGCCUCAGUGAGUGUGCGUCUGCUGAGGACGGGCCCCCCCUCUCAGUGGGUCACUGCUGUGAGAGACCUGCCUCUGAUGGAGAACCCCCACACUGAGGGGGGGUCGCAGGACUACUGCUGCAUCCACAGGACUCAGAUGCAGGUGGACCCGGAUCAUGUGAUCUCUGUGAGGCUGAUCCUCAAACAGCCGUCCUCCACCUGGCGCUCCUUCAGCCUGGAGGACAUCAGGAUCCUGCCUCACAAACAACAGGACCCGGAGAAGGAGGUUUCUGAUUGGCUGUCAGACCUGACGCUGGCCGACCAACACACUGACCUCGAGGGUCUCCCCCCCCCUCAGUCUGUUUCCUCCAGUCUGCAGCAGAUGUUUGCUCUGACCGAAGUGAUGAUGCAGAGCAACGAGACCACAGCCUCUAUAGGACGCUUCCACGUGGAUGGAUGCUACGACAUCAACCUUCUCUCUCUGACGUGACUCUGGAGGAGAGAAGCAUCGUAUUUAAUAUCUGCUAACAACAACCUGUGAGAGGAAUAUAUACACCUGUAUACAGGUGUAUAUAUACACACUGUAUACAGUGUGUAUAUAUACACACUGUAUACAGUGUGUAUAUAUACACACUGUAUACAGGUGUAUAUAUACACACUGUAUACAGGUGUACAGGUUAUAUUCUUAAGAAAAGUAUGAAAGUAUUACCUGCUAUUUGUUGAUCUUAAGUUACAUAAUAAAUAUUC